This is a messenger RNA of Arabis nemorensis, 492 nucleotides long. The record is from the annotation of a GenBank genome assembly. Lineage: Eukaryota; Viridiplantae; Streptophyta; Magnoliopsida; Brassicales; Brassicaceae.
AUGGAUCCGAGUUUCAUUGCCUUAGUCCCGAUUGUUUCGGUUGAAUUGGGUCUUAUGGUUGCCUUUGUGCAAUUCCUUACUGCAUUAUGCAGAAUAUUUCUCCCUACUGCAGUAUGCAGGUUUCUACUAUUGUGUCAUUCAUUGGCAAGCUUAUCGCCGAUGUGCGAUGCUUCAAUUGGGCCAUCCGGUGAGAAUCUUAUCGCUUUUAUGCGACACCCUACUGCAGUAUGCAGGUUUCAAUAUGUCAUCACCUUGACGGACCUUGAUGUCUUCGUGAUGGAGGCUUGUUUCCUCCUAUACUCUUCUCUUGUGAUUUGGAGAAUUAGUUUAGGGAGCUCGUCGAAUUUGUUUCUACUUGAUGUAGAGACGAUCACAAUCAAACCUGCAAUUUUAGCCGCUUCAACUAUAGAGAUCCGACACCUCAAUGUGUUCACCGUUUCUCUUUCUCUUGUCAAGCUUCUCAACUUUAGAGAUGUUGUCAAUGAGCCGUAA